Molecule: messenger RNA, 2064 nt
Organism: Clarias gariepinus (North African catfish)
Lineage: Eukaryota; Metazoa; Chordata; Actinopteri; Siluriformes; Clariidae
Product: inositol-trisphosphate 3-kinase B
Exons: 8
Coding region: 182-1954 (590 amino acids)
Biological process (GO): inositol phosphate biosynthetic process
Cellular component (GO): cytoplasm; nucleus
Molecular function (GO): inositol-1,4,5-trisphosphate 3-kinase activity; inositol tetrakisphosphate kinase activity
Source: RefSeq, a predicted model, not a curated record
GGUGUGUCAAACUUGGAUACAUGAAUCCGUAUUUUGUAUGAUAUCAAAUUACAGAUUUACCAUCAGACUAGCACUCUUCACCUGGAUCCCAUUUUUGGAUUAUUGCACUUUUUAUUUUUUGCUAUGGGAAUUGUAUUUGCCAACCUAGGUCCAUGAAAGACUGGAAUUUACUUCAAGAAAUAUGAGCACAUCAAUAGACAUGCCUGCCGAAGAUGAAUCAGGAAAAAUAAGCAAAGCGGAAAAUGUUGAGCCUUUAAGAAAUCAGUUGACAGCAGAAGGAGAAGACAUAGAUGCAUUUGAGAACAAUUGCAUGAAGGAAGCUUUGUUUGCUACACAGAGGUCAAAGCCCAAACUUGUGUCUGCUCAGGCUGUACUCUCAUCCAGACUAGAACCAGAGACUAUUCAAAAGGAACUGUUUGUAACAGCAUCAGAAAAGCCAGCGGACUGGAAGCCUAACAGUUUGCAGAACUGGUCUGAAACCAACAAUGGAGAAAAAGAGAAAGACAGAAAAAAAGAAACUACAAAACACAUUGCUGAUGAAGGGGGUUCCUUUUCUGGUGAAGUGUCCAGAAAGUAUAUGUGGCGAGCUGGACAGAGGGAAAGAUGGAGAGGGAUGAGAAGAGAGAGGCUGGAGGGUAGCGCAGAGGAAGAGGCCAACAUUAGUGCAAAGGAAAUGAAUCGAGGAAUUAGAUUGAGGCACCAACAAAGGCAGUGGAGAUCUAAGGAUACACAAGAUGAGGAGUCAGAAAAGGAUGUAACAAGGCUGAGAGGGGCAGAGCAAGGAAAUAUCAACGGGGACGCAGAGAUGAGAGAACCGGUCCCUCACCGCAUAUUCUCAAAGGUUUUCGCCACCUCUUUUGCCUCAUCAUCCUCCUCUUCAUCCUCAUCCUUCAACUACUCCUCAGCAGAAAGUGAUGAGGUCUUCAGUGAGGGAGAGGAGAUGGUGAAAAGGAAAGACGUGAGAAGGUGUCGAUCCUGGAGGACGUUUCUGACUAUGAUGCAGUGGUCGAAGCGCAGGCAAAGUUCCUGGGUACAGCUAGCUGGACACCAAGGUAACAUCCAGCUGGGUGAAGGUGGGGAGGUGCUGAAGAGAUUCAACGAGGUGGAAGAUACCUGCCUGCGGGCACUCAUGUCUGAUCCACUUCAUCAGUUCGUGCCUCGCUAUUAUGGGAACAUCAGCAGGAACGGAGAGAACUAUAUCCGUCUUGAGGACCUGCUGAGCGGUCUCAAGCAGCCUGUCAUUAUGGAUUGCAAAAUGGGAAUUCGCACCUUUCAGGAGGAGGAGAUUGUUAAGGCAAGAACCAAAGCUAGCAUCCGAACUGAUAUGUACCAGAAGAUGGUGAAAGUAGAUCCUACAGCUCCUACAGAGGAAGAACAUACACAGAGGGGUGUGACAAAGCUGCGCUACAUGCAGUGGCGAGACAACACAAGUAGCACAUCAACGUUAGGAUUCCGCAUUGAAGGCAUAAUGACAGAAAAUGGGAUUGUGCUACGGGAUUUUAAUAAAACUCAGAGCAAAGCGCAAGUUACAGAAACCCUGCUAUUAUUUACCAAGAGGCAGGCACACAUUCUAGAAGCCUAUGUGUCCAGACUGGAUGCGCUGAAAGAGACAUUAAAGGAGUCUGCCUUUUUCCAAAGUCAUGAGGUAAUAGGUGGCUCUCUUCUUUUCGUCCACGAUCGACCUACCAACAAAGCCAACAUAUGGAUGAUUGAUUUUGGGAAGACCACACCAGUGCCCAGUAACAUGCAUUUGAAGCAUGAUGUUCCAUGGGUUGAGGGAAACCGUGAAGAUGGUUACCUAUUAGGGCUGGCAUCCCUCAUCUCUCUUCUGCAUAUUGCUAUAACUGAGGUUAGGGGACAAGAUUUGGAGACCCACCAAUCACAGACAGAACAUGUAUUGUCAGAACUUACUCAAAACCAACCUCUGACAAAUGAGGCAACAACAGACUUUUAAACGGAGCCUACAACCACGAAUCAUAUGGACUGAUGCUGGAUAAAGUAAUUGCUAAUAUCCUGUACUGUUUAUAUGUAGAUGUACUGUAUAUAAUAUACAACAUAUUCAUU